UUUCCGCCAUUAUUGAAGGCGGGAAUUUCCUACAAGGAAUUAUGUCCGACUGUGAUCCGGAAAGACAAGCGGAGAUAAGGCUGCGUGGCCCUCAGUGGGAACACGAUCAGCACACACUUAUAUUCCGUGGUUGACUUUGGUUGGACAUCAAUUUUCUCUCUCUCUCUCUAUAUAGAGAUCGCCUGCCUGUCUUUACUUCCAUUGGCGGCCUCCUCUGUUUCUCCAUACGGUCUUCUCGUCAAGUAGUUGGCUCCGAAGAUGGGCAUGGCGUUCAAGAUCUUCACGAGGCUGGCGGUGUGUUAUCUGUGCUUCUCUUGGUUCCUCUUGACUGCCACCGCCGUUCCCGCCACCCGUAAGCGAGCCGGAAGCUUGAGGUCGAGCAACGAAAUCAAAUCGCUCCCGGAACAGGAAUCGCCUUCUCUGGAUGGCGUGGAGUUGAUGGAACGAGGAGGGACUUACGAAGUGGAGGGAAGGAUGGAGAUGGAGAUCAACGACUAUCCAGGAGCAGGCCCUAAUCCUCGUCACGAACCACCCCCAUUGCCUGCAACUAAAACCCCUUGACAGUUGACACCAUAAUGGAACUUGUCUACCAUUUGCUUGCUCCUGGAGAACGAUAAGUGAUGUCUUUUCGUCAAUGUAAAGAGAUGACUGGAUGAAUUUACAGGAAAAGGCUUAGGACUGGAGGGUUCUUUUUUCUUUGGGUUUGUGCCUGUACGAUCCGCAAUAUUCACUGGAGAUAAAGAUUAUGUUCGUGUUUACUGUCUAA
Rhodamnia argentea is the source of this 766-nucleotide messenger RNA. RefSeq lists its product as uncharacterized. The record is from RefSeq and is a predicted model, not a curated record. The coding region runs from base 259 to 561 and encodes 100 amino acids. The transcript has 3 exons. Lineage: Eukaryota; Viridiplantae; Streptophyta; Magnoliopsida; Myrtales; Myrtaceae.